UUCACGCUUCUCAACCCAACCCCCUACGCCCCCACCCGGCCUUUCCCUCUCUCUCUCUCUCUCACGGAAAAGGCAUUUUGCAAGUUAGAAUCUUUUUACUCUCUCUGCGCGCCAACUCGCAUUGCCAUCACCCCACCCACGCCACCAACCCACAUCCAAAACCCACGUAGCUUCAUCCCCUCUCCUCUCUCCACGUCCACAGUUUGGUGUACCCACGCUACUGCUAUGUGACUGUGCACAAAGCCCUAGCUUUUUUCAGUAUAUUUUCGAAGCUUAAAAUGACCCCCAAAUCGUCUUAAUUGGCAGUAGUAAGGAACCAUUUUUCCCCUUGAAAUGGCUCAAUCUGAAAUAAAAUCCGAAAAUGAAGUUCAGAAAUCCAUUUGGUCGGAGGACCAGGAGCGUGUGCCGUUAAAGCAGCGAUUGAAAUUGUUGUUAGCAAGCCAGCGUCUGCAUUUGGGCUUCGACGCUAAACCGGAAAGCGAAAUUGGAGUCGAACCCAUAAAUUCGACUGGCAUUCUAGUAGUUAAAAAGGAAAAUGAUGAAUGUGAUUCACAGCAUUCCAAUUCUGGUUCCGUUCAAGAAGGGAGGGUAUUAUGGGAGAGAAGGCAUUCUGGUGGGUCAAGUGAAUGCAAGAACCAAGGAACUGUAGCAGAUAAUUGCAUGACUACAAAUCAUAUGCCUUGUGUUGUCUCAACACCAGAGAAAGCUGAUUCUAUUGAUGGUAUUUCACUCGUGCAGUCAUUAUUGUCAGAAUAUCCUGUUUUGGUGAAGGUUGAAUGCACUGACAAUGGUGUCAUGAACUCAUUAAGAAAGUGCACAAAAGGUUCCUUUGGGGCUGGCCUUGAAGCGGUUAAAAUUAGAACUCAGAUCUCUGAUGACAUUCUUGAUGAACUUGAUCACGUUGUACUAAAAGAACGUCUAAGGCGGCUUCUAACAAGUAAAUCCUUAGGAACAUUGGCAACUUCUCCCGAGGAUAGUUCUUCCGGGAUAACUAGCCCGUAUUCAGCAGACAGACGUAAGCAAAGGCCUGGAAAAAGAAAACCAGAACAAGAUCUUAGUCAUGAAAUGUUUUCUUCAUCUGGCAAUCAAUUUCAUGAGAUUGACAAGACUUUGCAGUCUGGUUCAUUCGAUGCUUCUACUCUGAAAACAUCAUGCAAACCUCUUCAAUGUACCAUACUGGAGCCUCACUGCCAAGAUAACAAGUCAACUAAUCUAGGAAAUGUGCCAAGCAUUCUUAGAAACAAUAGGAUAUACUCUGAAAAAAAUUUCUCCGAGCAUGAUAUUAGGAAUAUGCCAAGUUCAGCAAUACUGAACUUAGCUCAGGUCAAUGUCGAGCCUUCAAAUCAUAAUGAGUUUAUGAGAGUAGAUGGAAUUGCAGGUCACAUGUCCUUUGAUGUCACUGUUCCAGUAAAAAGUGAAUUAGAAUUACCUGAUGAACAUGGAGAUGAACUGGAUCACAUGAUACUGCAACAACGGAUGAGAUUGUUUUCGUCAAGAGAGGUUCCUCGUUUGGGUAUUUAUGGAAGUUCAGGAUGCCAGAGCAAAUUGUUUCCUUCUGACUUGGAUUGUAGAUCAGUUGCAUCAAAACCUACAAAACCUUUGAAAGUCAACCGUCCACGGAAAAGGCGAAAAACUGCCACAGAUUCAGUUGAAACAGCCAUGGAGGAAGAUGCUCCUGGACUCUUGCAGGUUUUAAUUGAAAAAGGUGUAACAAUUGGUGAAAUUAAGCUUUAUGGCGAAUUGGAGAGCAAUGAUGCUUUGGAUGAUUCGUCCACUGAAGACAACUUUGCAGAGCUUGAAGACAUCAUCUCAAAGCUUUUCUCUCAGCGGCAUACAUUGUUAAAGUUUGCUCCAUUACGACAUGCUAAGGGGGAGAGGGCUCCUUAUUGCUUGGCUUGUCUAUUUUCACUUGUGGAGCAGGCACGAUAUCUGCAGUUCAGAAAGUGGCCAGUUGAAUGGGGGUGGUGCCGGGACCUCCAGUCAUUUAUUUUUGUCUUUGAAAGACAUAACAGGAUGGUGCUUGAACGUCCUGAAUAUGGUUAUGCGACAUACUUCUUUGACUUGGUGGAUUCCUUACCUAUAGGUUGGCAGAUCAAACGACUGGUGACUGCUAUGAAGCUUACUAGCUGUGGCAGGGUUACUUUAAUCGAGAAUAAAGCAUUGCUGGUGGGAGAUGAUUUAACUGAAGGAGAAGCCAAGGUGUUGAUGGGAUAUGGUUGGGUACCAAAUACUGGUCUUGGAACAAUGCUAAAUUAUCGCGAUAGAGUUGUUCAUGACCACAAGAAUGAAAAGGAUAGCUCAGAAUGGAAGUCGAAAAUUGGAAAGCUGCUUAUGGAUGGUUAUAAUGGUGGUACCAUAGUCUCUGGUAUUCCGAGCAAGUUAAUGGAAUCCAACGUUGAUCAGCCUCAUGAAAUCAAGCUAGAACUUAAUUGAAGGUAGCUCGGCAUUCAAAUUUGCAAGUUUUUGUUGAUAACAAAUCAGCAUGUAGUGGGCUUUUGUCUAAAUCUGUUACACAGGUUUUGGCUAUUGCACCAAUUAUAUUUGUGAAAAUUUCCCUUUUUGUUCGCUCUGUAAAUAUUUAUCUGUCCUUGAGGCAUACAAUUUGAAAAUAUGAAUGACGUGCCAGUAGCAUUUACAUUAACAAUCUGUUGGAUCAUAUUUCAUGAA
Messenger RNA from Olea europaea var. sylvestris, 2667 nucleotides. RefSeq lists its product as uncharacterized. The record is from RefSeq and is a predicted model, not a curated record. The coding region runs from base 334 to 2433 and encodes 699 amino acids. The transcript is spliced from 12 exons. NCBI's taxonomy places the organism in Eukaryota, Viridiplantae, Streptophyta, Magnoliopsida, Lamiales, Oleaceae.